Messenger RNA from Acanthochromis polyacanthus (spiny chromis), 2046 nucleotides. RefSeq lists its product as uncharacterized. Lineage: Eukaryota; Metazoa; Chordata; Actinopteri; Pomacentridae. The transcript is spliced from 10 exons. The record is from RefSeq and is a predicted model, not a curated record. The coding region runs from base 128 to 1060 and encodes 310 amino acids.
UUCCCAUACUUCAGCUUCGACUUAGACAGACUUUAUUAAUCCCCAGAGAGAAAUUCUGUAAAUACCACUAGAUAUAUUCUAUUGCGUGUUUUGAGGAAAGAAGAAAUUAGAAAAACAGAAAGCAACAAUGUCGAUCUCAGUCCACUUCACCUUUCACAUCGUUUUUUGGCUUGUACAAGAUUUUGUGAGCUGUGACAACAUGAAGACCUCUGUUGAUUUCGUGACUGUAGAAUUGGGAGACCAUCUUACAUUAAACUGUACCUACAAUUGCUCCAAUGGAUUCGUUCGUGGAUGCUGGAGUAAAGAUAUCUCUGACUGUCGGCAGCAUGUCGAAGCACCAUUUAGCAAAACCAACUUUUGCACAAAGUCUCUUUAUCUGUUUAAUGUGUCCACUGAAGAUCUCAAGAAGAACUACACGUGCUACACAGUAGAUACAGAAGACCCUCGACUUCCGCAAAAAACAGAGCGUAUCGUUGUACUUCAACUUCAAGCUCAAGGAAAUGACCAACAGUGGACAGUCACCCCUAAGAGUGAAACAAAAAAUGCCUCCCUUCCUGCUCAGACGAACAAUUCAAGUGGAGGAGAAUUUACAGGAAUUAAGGUUCUUGCAACAGUUACAGUUUUAGUGGCCACAGUUCUUGCAGCACUGGCUGUUUAUCUGUGUUUGCAUCGGAGCAAACAGAACUGGAAUGGUAAAGGGGAGCCUAUUGUGUCGAGGUCAAGCUCACCACAACCUCCACAUGCUGUUCUCUUACCAAUGAAGGGGACACAGUCGACACAAAAUGAAAGAGUGACUCUGAGGAUUCCUCAAGCAGAUAAUGACAGUGAUACUGAAGUUCCAUAUGCUGACAUAAUGAUCACUGUCCGCGGUGUCAGCACACCGGAGCUCACUCAGGUUGGAUAUUUGACUGCUGGAGAUCAGAAAGAGUGGUGGGGAGAUGAAUCGAGGUGCCACCUGCAGGCCUCACGCUCAGCCGACAGACUGCAUGUACCUCAGCCCAGAGAGGUCAGCCGCAAGAUGAGCACCAACUCUGAGUAUGCAGUCAUCACAUAUGCCUGACUGAGUAGGAGGAGAAGGAGGAGAAAAACAACUCUGAUUUCUUCAGAUAUGCAUUUACACCAGAGGGGUCAUUAGGCCUGAGUGUCUGAGGCUUUAUUCCCAAAUGUUUUAUGAUUUGGCCGACAAGUAUUUUUGUUUGCUUGCUUCUUUGUUCAUUGGUUUCUUUUUUAAAAGGACGAAUAACUGAUAACAGAAAUAGUUGUGGUGCUAUUCAUAUCAUUUUAUCAUGCUCAAACAAUCAAUUAUGAUUUGAAAGCCUUCAAAAAUAUUAUGACACAGUUGAUCAAAAAUACUGAGAUAUUCUGUAUAGAAAAUCUGAUCUGUUAAGUGAAGUCAAAAUAUUUUUCUAUCACAUCAACGUAUAAAUGAGGACAUUUCUAAAUUUUACAGUCUCAUCACAGGAUAUUUACAUUAUUGCGAGAAUGGAUGUUUCUCAAAAUUACAUUUAAUUAUUAAAGCAACAAAAUUUGGCAACAAGCAGCCAAGUAGCAAUGGAGACACAUUUUAUUGUUUUGCUGUAAGCUACUCUGAUUAUUGUUAGUUAUUUGUUUGGGGUAUUGGGACUUUACAGGUGAACCAUCUCACCAGCACCUGCAUCUCUUCUCCUAGAAUACUUAAAGCACCAGUCACCCUAAUUACUAUCACAUAUUUUUUUUGAAAAGAAAUUGUUCCACGAAUAAACAUUAUAUAUUAUUAUAACCAUGGAAUCAUAAUAAAUAAUACUAAUGUCAAAACAAACAGUUUGAACCACUUGUCUAGCAAUCCUGCGCUCUCUGUGAUAUUAAAUUUGAACGUGGGAUGAGCAUAGAGAGAAAGUGGGACUUUGUCUGGAGCACAGUGUGUCACGUUUUAUAUUAAUUUUACUGUGAAAUAUCUUGAAAAUGGUGCUCAGCUUCCAGUCCCAGGAUUUUCUCUGCUUUACACAUUGCCUUUUAUUAAAAUAUAUUUUUUCAUAUAUACUUCUUAUAUCAGUUUGUUUACGUAUA